AAAUGCCUCUCCAGCUGAAGUGACUCCCCCCUCAUUACUACUGAACUCUCUCAUCUCAUUGCACCACAAGCAGAGAGCGAGCAUUUGGAACUCUUUUAAACUUUCUAUUUCACUUUUAAGACUUAUUUUAGUUCAUUUUGAGAAUCAUGUUUUGGUCACUAUUGUGCGUAAUCGUAGCAUUUGCGUCUGCAGAUGCGCAAAUGUCCAACCGGUAUGUUAUUGGAUGUCCUGCUCGGUGUGACAAGUCGAUGUGUCCUCGGCUACCAGCGGACUGCCAGGCGGGACAAAGCCUCGACGCCUGCCACUGCUGCCCGGUGUGCGCGUCCAGCGAGGGCGAAGCUUGCGGUGGCAUGGGGAAGCUAGGGGACCCGGUGUGCGGAGAGGGGCUGGAGUGCUCUGUUCCUGGCGGCGUGGCAUACACUGUCACGGUGAGGAGGAGAAGCAAGAGUGGGACUUGCGUGUGCAAAGCCACCGACCCGGUUUGUGGAAGCGAUGGGGUGUCCUACCGGAAUAUCUGCGAGCUGAAGAGGGUCAGCCGCCGGGCGCAGAAGCUGCAGCAGCCACCUGUUCUUUUCAUUCAGCGGGGAUCCUGUGGGAAAGCUCAGGACAACCCAGACAGCCCAAGACACAAAUAUAACUUCAUCGCCGACGUGGUGGAGAAAAUUGCUCCGUCUGUGGUUCACAUUGAACUUUACCGCAAGAUGACCUAUUCCAAGCGGGAAGUGGCAGUGGCCAGUGGAUCUGGCUUUGUUGUGGCAGAAGAUGGCCAGAUUGUGACCAAUGCCCACGUUGUGGCCAAUAAGCACCGGGUGAAAGUGGAGCUGAAGAGCGGUGGCUUCUAUGAUGCCAAAAUCAAAGACGUGGACGAGAAAUCGGACAUCGCCCUCAUCAAGAUUGAAGCACCGACCAAGCUUCCUGUCUUGUUGCUGGGCCGUUCAUCAGACCUGAGACCAGGGGAGUUUGUGGUUGCUAUUGGAAGCCCGUUUUCCCUCCAGAACACAGUUACUACGGGAAUUGUCAGCACCACUCAGCGAGGGGGCAGAGAGCUGGGCCUUCGCAACUCCGAUAUGGAGUACAUACAGACUGAUGCCAUCAUAAAUUACGGCAACUCCGGAGGACCUCUAGUAAAUCUGGAUGGCGAGGUGAUUGGGAUCAACACGUUGAAAGUGACGGCUGGCAUCUCCUUUGCCAUACCCUCAGACAAAAUUCGAGAGUUCCUGGCAGAGUCCUACGAUAGGCAGUCCAGAGGGAGUGCAGCUGCUAAGAAGAAGUAUAUUGGUGUGAGGAUGAUGACUCUCACUCCAACGCUUGCCAAAGAGCUGAAGACUCAACUCCGUGACUUCCCUGACAUCACCUCUGGAGCUUAUGUUAUGGAGGUCAUUGCAAAGACGCCAGCUGCAACUGCUGGACUCAAAGAGCACGACGUCAUCACCUCGAUCAAUGGCCAAAGGAUCUUAUCCGCAAAUGAUGUCAGUGCUGCCGUCAAGCGGGAGGGAACUUUGAAAGUAGUUGUGCGCCGUGGAAAUGAAGAUGCUAUCCUCACAGUUGUUCCCAUGGAGAUUGACCCUUAACCCUCUACAAAUCACACCACAGGAGCUGGAGCUAGGUUUUACUUAUCACCAGUGGACCUUAUAUUUAAGAGGGGCUUCUACUGACACACCCUCUCCCUGUGGCCGAAGGCUAGUGGCGCCACACAUUCAGGAAAAUUCUGGCUUUGCCUUGAAAGGAUUGGCUUUACAGAUGCUCUAAAAUCAGCACUUUGUUCGAAGUGUGGGUUUUCACUUUUAGUCUUCAAUGCUUUGAUCAACGCUACUAAUGUUUGGUCACAAACAUAAGUAGUUGGUUACUGUCAAAUUGUUUUAUCUGCUUUCUCUUGUUUUUUUGUCUUUUUUAAUGUGGACUUUUGCUCAGUCAGGUCUUCCAUUGCUAUUUUAAGCAAUUUAGAGAUGGCUGGGCAAAUCUGAUUCAUAUAAUUGUUAUUUUCUAACUCCUUUUUCAAAGUACUGUAAAAUGUUUUUGUUGGUAUUGUGAUGUGUACUGAGAAGAAAAUAAAGGGUUCACCUUCUUUUGUUUUGACA
Molecule: messenger RNA, 2078 nt
Organism: Etheostoma cragini (Arkansas darter)
Lineage: Eukaryota; Metazoa; Chordata; Actinopteri; Perciformes; Percidae
Product: serine protease HTRA1A-like
Exons: 9
Coding region: 147-1571 (474 amino acids)
Biological process (GO): programmed cell death; positive regulation of apoptotic process; proteolysis
Cellular component (GO): extracellular region
Molecular function (GO): serine-type endopeptidase activity; protein binding
Source: RefSeq, a predicted model, not a curated record